CAUUUUUGUCGGCUUCGAGUGAGAUAUUACUCUAUUGCUUCGUGAAAAUGUUGUUUGCCAAGUACUUUGCUUGUAUUUAGGUUUGCAGAAUUGAUGUGGAUUUGCCUCAUAUUUUCUUUUUGCUGGAUUAGAAAUUGGCUUUCUAAAAUUGAUUUAUUAGCUAUUUUUUGAAAUCUGGAUUUGGUAAUUUGUCGAAUCAUGUACCUGAUUUUGUAAGAUGGUUAUUGUUAUGGACACCUUUGACUUAUUCAUGAGAUUUCUUGAAUCUAUAGUUCUACUUCGCCCAAAUAAAUCUGAGAUCUUAUUUAGACCAAUUGUGGGGCGAUUUAUAAAUAGGAAAUGGCUACCAAAGGCAAUGUAAGUAUCAAGAUUGAGGAUGAUGAUGAUGUUGAAGUGAGAGGUGUAGCCGAUUCCCUGUGGUCGAAGAAAAAUGAAGCAUUUUUUAUUGACAUUAUGGAGGAGGAGGUGAAAACAAUGGGUAGUAGAGAUACUGGGACUUUUCAGAUAAAAAGUUGGGCUAGGAUGAGGAAGAGUCUUUCUGCUAGAGCUAAAUACGAAUACUCUGAACUGCAAAUAAAAAACAAGUUCAACCAACUACGCACUAUGCACACCAAAUUUAAGAGCCUUUGUGACCAAAGUGGCGUUGGGUGGUGUGCGGAAAAAGGUACUGUUACUGCUGAUGAUACCCUCUGGGAGAAGCUAUAUAAGGUUAAUAAGAAGGCCAAGCAUUUCAGGAAAAUAGGUUUCCCACACUAUGCAGCGAUGACCCGAAUACUUGGAGAUACCACUGCAACAGGAUUCAAUGCUCACCCAUCAGUCCAUUCCCCGUCUGGAACAGAUAGUUCUGAUCCCUCAUUCCAACUUAAACAGGACAAAGACGAUGGCGAAAUAGAAGUAAUGGAUGUAGUGGUUAGUGGAAAAGGCAAAAAGGUUUUUGAUAUGAAGGCUUUGAAGACCACUGAGCCAAAGGAGAGUAGCAAGAGUAAGAAGAGGGACUCAUUGUCUGCAAACCUCAGUGCAUCUUUAAGUGCUCUAGCAAAAAGUAGCAAGAGGAAGGUGGAUAUCCUUGAAGCAAAGCAUAAUGCCAAGAGCACUAGUGUUAGUGUGACUUCUCAAGACCAUGGUGAGCCACAAGGUUUGCUGGCUGAGUGCAUAAAAACUCUUAAUGCCAUGGAAGACCUAGAUGGAGCAUCGUAUACGAAAGGGAUGAAACUACUGAAGGAUGACCCUUCAUGGAGACCAAUAUUCCUUGGCAUGUCAGAGCAAAGGAAGAAGGACUUCAUUUCAUAUGUGUGAACUUUUGUUUAUGGGUGGUUUGGUUUAG
Rhododendron vialii is the source of this 1324-nucleotide messenger RNA. RefSeq lists its product as uncharacterized. The transcript is spliced from 2 exons. Lineage: Eukaryota; Viridiplantae; Streptophyta; Magnoliopsida; Ericales; Ericaceae. The record is from RefSeq and is a predicted model, not a curated record. The coding region runs from base 340 to 1296 and encodes 318 amino acids.